GCCAGGUUACCCUUCCACCAGACCUUCAAAGGUGAAUAGAAUUCAUGUGUGCAGGUGCCAAAAUCACUCAGUUCUAACCUUCCACUACCAUCACCCCACACACCUGCGCCCCUCAUGGCAAGUUCCUAGGGGGAAAGCCAGGAGGCCCAGAGCCCUAGUGCCCAGGACCAUAGGGGAGCAAGGUGGGGUAUGGGCUCGGGGCUUCUGCAGAUGAAUGGUGGGUGUGGAUGGGAAUCUGGAACCGUGUGUGGGGGCUCUGAGGAGUGUGAGGACCUCUCUGAAGAAAAGCUGGAGCUCUGAGAAGUGAGGGAGCCUCUGAGGGGCUCUCAGAAGUGGGGAAUCCGAGGAGGCGAAGGGUCUCAGCAGGAGGGGUUGCUCUGAGGUGCAGGAGACGAGCUGUGGGGGAUGGGAGUGUGAAGCAAGCGGAGAGGGCCUGGCCGCUCUCCGGCGGGAGGAGCGCGAAGGUGGGAAGAGCCGUUGUCUCGGCAACUCGCAACUGAGUCCGGGUCCGCUGAAAGAGGCGGUUAGAGGCAUGCCUGUGGGCGGCACCAAGCCCCCCGGGGCGCCGGCGGUUGGCUGGCGGCGGGGGGGAGUGUCCGAGGGUAGGGGGAGUCCCCAGGCGGGGGGCGGGGCCCUGCAGCGCGGGCAGGUGGCGCGGGUUGGCUGGCGGUGGGAGGGCGUGCCCGAGGGCGGUUGGCUGCGGCGCGCGCACCAGCGCCCCAGGCCCCAAGGCUCCUCAGCGCUAGCCCGGCCCCUCCAUCCAUGGAUUCCCGCACCAAGCCCGCCGCGCCUUACGCCGCCGCCGCCGAGGCCCCCUCCGGGCCCCGACAUGGGAGAGGUCCUGAAGCAGAAGUUGGCCGUCCCCGACCAGCGCCUGGAGGAGACGGAGGCCAGGUCUGUCUCCAGGAGGUGCAUAAUAUUGUUGACUGUUUUUGUCAGCUAAAAUAACCCUUGUAGAUCGCCAUCAUCGAAAAGACAAACAACAACAAAUGUUGGCGAGGUUGUGGAGAAAGGGGAACCCUCCUAGACUGCUGGUGGGAAU
This is a messenger RNA of Manis javanica (Malayan pangolin), 1042 nucleotides long. Lineage: Eukaryota; Metazoa; Chordata; Mammalia; Pholidota; Manidae. The record is from RefSeq and is a predicted model, not a curated record.